This is a messenger RNA of Oryza sativa Japonica Group (Japanese rice), 1471 nucleotides long. RefSeq lists its product as uncharacterized. The record is from RefSeq and is a predicted model, not a curated record. Lineage: Eukaryota; Viridiplantae; Streptophyta; Magnoliopsida; Poales; Poaceae.
AACUAAAAGCAUUUGUGCGGUGGGUUCUUCAGUCUUCACCACCCCGAAGCCCCGAACUGGCCGUCGAAGCCAACCCGGCGAUUCCGCAAAAAUCCAUGGGCGGCGGCGGCGAUCUCAGCCCCUCCAGCGCCCCCUCCUCCCCGUCGUCGUCAUCGGAGCCCCUUCCCCAUGAGUUUGCCGAAUACGCGGCCGUAUCCCCGGCAAUCGAUGGCGAGUCCGACGGGUGCUGCGUCUGCGAUGACCCCGAGGUGGAGGCCUUCCUCCAUGGCGGCCGACUCCAGGAUCGGUCUCUGCGGGAGGCGAAAGAACUCAUCAGGAGGUAUAAACCUGGGGACUUGGUUGAAGGAGUGUGUGGCACAAAAUCUGGAGACUAUGUGUUGCCUGAUAUAACAACGUUUCUAUUGGUGGGCCCUAGAGAUGCUGGCAAGAGCGCACUUGUGAACCGAAUUACACGGGUCUUCGACAAGGAUGAUGAUCCUGAUGCACCAGAUCGAGCACAGGUCUCCUGUAAUUCCAAAUCAACCGGUACAAGCUUCCUUCGGGAGUACAGAGUUCCUAGGAAUUCAAAUUCUAUAUGUAUUUAUGAUACAAGGAGCCUCUCCAACAACCAUGAAAACAAUUUUAAGAUGUUGCAAAGAUGGAUGACAAAGGGACUUAGCCAUGGAGAUAUCAUCACGUGGGAUAAUGAUAAUUACUCUAAGAUUCAGAACAUCAAGUCAAUGGGAAGACAAUACAGUUUUCUGCGUUGCAAGACCAGGAAGGUCAACUUUGUGAUAUUUGUUGUUAAUGGUGCUUCUGUCCUCGAAUCAAUUGAGAACAACAACAAAAACUACAUUGAUAUGCUCCACAAAACAUUUAUGUAUCCAUUCUUGUCAUUUGGAGAUGAUAAGCCUGCUGUUGUGGUCACUCAUGGAGAUAGACUAACAGCACAACAGCGCAUGCAUGUUCGAAAUGAGUUAGUAGAGUUGCUUGGCAUUCCUCUGCAGCAAAUUUUUGAUAUAUCAGGAUGUGAUGACUACGAAACUGACUUGUCUGUAUUGGAUAUGUUGCGUUACUGUAUCCAACAUGCUGAGCAAAACUUCCCUAUUAAAAAGAAUUAUCUUUUAGAGAUGCAUGGACGUGAAACUCUUAAGCAGAUAGCAGUGGGGUUGAUGGGCUUCGAUGCAGUCAUUGAAACGGCCAUUAUUUUCCUAUGCAUCGUUAUCCUUCUGCUUCGUGUAUCAGAUAAAUUGGUGCAAUGGUAAUCAACUUCUGCAUAUGGUCUGUAUAUAUAUAUGUAUAAAGGGGAGAAGAGUUAUCACCUUCUCAGGAGUAGCAAAAACACCAUGGAUUAUUAUGUAAAGCAUGUUUACAUUGUGAAUACUAAUAUUGUCUGGGUAUGCUUGUACAUAUUAUGCUUACUAUCUAAACUAGUAACAUGCAUGUGCUAACGCUACAGCAAUAUUUGGUAAUGCAAAUAAAACAGUUAAAA